GCUGUUGAGCUGUUCAUGUUUGCAAUUGGUUGGCUUCGUACGAUCUGUUUGUAAUACAAGAUGAGUGGCAGCAAAAUUUAUAUUGACGAAGAAAUUGAAAAAUUUCUUGCAAUGAGCGACGACGAGAAUGGAUUAGACGAUGAGUUAGGGCAUGCAAGUUCUUCAGAAGAAAGAACUGACGAUGAGUUAGACAACAGCGAACUAGAAUCUGAUGCAGAAAUCGAAGAAAACGAAAGCUUAGGGGAUGCAAGUUCUUCAGAAGAAUCAACUGACCUAGAUGAAGAUAACAUACCUUUACAUUUAUUGAGAGCCAAGUCAAAUAUAAUUAAUUUUAAUAAAUCUAUUUUACGGGGCAAAAAUAAACAUAAGUGGUCAACAAAAAAGGGAAAAUCUUAUCGUUAUGGUCUAAAUGUAGUACAUAAAGCUCGAGGACCAACACACCACUGCAAAAAUAUAACAGACCCACUGAAAUGCUUCCAAAUGUUCAUUACACCAGAGAUCGUGGAAGAAAUUGUUCAAUGGACAAACAUUGAAAUUGCUAAUCGGCAGUCCAUCUUACUUGCAACUGCAGAUGAAGCUCAAAGAAAAGUAACUUGUUCAAAUGAAAUUUCUGCCUUAAUUGGACUCUUGGUACUAACAGCAGUCAAGGAAGAUCAGCACCUGUCUGCAGAUGAAUUGUUUGACAGAUCUUAUGGUAGAAUAACAUAUAUUUCGAUAAUGACAAAAGCAAGGUUCAAAUUUCUUAUGUCGUGUCUUCGAUUCGACGAUAAAUCUGCACGCCUUCAAAUAGUUGAAGACAAAUUUGCCCCCAUUAGAAAAAUUUGGGAGAUGUUCAUUCAAAAGUGCCGGGAAAAUUAUACGCCUGGAGAAUACCUUACGAUUGACGAGCAACUACUGGCGUUCAGGGGAAAAUGUAGCUUCCGGAUGUACAUUCCAAACAAGCCAGCAAAAUAUGGACUCAAAAUGGUGAUGAUAUGUGAUAGCGGUACAAAGUACAUGGUUGAUGCUAUGCCGUAUUUGGGAAAAGGAUCAAACAAAACAACCUUUCCACUUGGUGAGUACUACGUAAAAGAGUUGACUAAAACUGUACAUGGUUCAAAUAGAAACGUUACAAUGGACAACUGGUUUAGUUCGAUUCCUCUUGCUAAAUCACUGUUAUGCGAACCAUAUAAGCUAACAAUGGUUGGAACUCUACGUUCUAAUAAGCGAGAAAUUCCGAGUGAAAUGAAAAAUGUAAAAGGUCGUAAGUGUAAUACGUCAAUGUUUUGCUAUGAUAAUGAGCUGACGCUUCUAUCAUAUAAGCCGAAGCCGAGUAAGGUAAUAUAUUUAUUAUCAUCCUGUAAUGAGGAAGGAGCAGUAAACCCCAAAUCAAAUAAACCCUACAUGAUCGAAUUUUACAACAAAAUGAAAGGAGGCGUUGAUACCUUUGACCAAAUGUGUAGUGUCAUGAGCUGUUCACGCAAAACCAACCGAUGGCCAAUGUGUCAAUUUUUUGGUAUAUUGAAUAUGGCUUUUAUUAACAGCUACGUUAUUUAUUCACACAACGCAUUUCAAAUAAAUAAAAAACCUCUCAGUCGUUCUGCUUUUAUGAAAAAAUUACAUUCUGCCCUUAUUCAAAGUAAUUUGACAAACAGACUUGAAGUACCAGCAUUGUCUACGUCGUUGCGAUCAAAUAUUGAAAGUUGUGUUUCUUUUGAUGAAAAUGCCACAGAUACUAACCGCCAAAAAAAUGUAACAAAAAAGAGAAAGAUUUGCGCAAUUUGUCCGCCUGCUAAGAGACGGAUGACGAAAUCAUUUUGUGCAAAAUGUAAAAAAAGUCUUUGUGGGGAGCAUAAAAUAGAACUUUGUGCCUCUUGUACAAAAUGAGAACUUUCAUUCCGUAAAGUAUUUUAUGUUUUCAGUUAAUAGUAUUAUCUUUAUGAAAAAAUACCAUUCAGUGAAAAUAUGUUACUAAUUGUUUAGUUUUUUUAAGUUUCGUAGUUUGCAUUUUGUACAAAAGCCGAAUGAAUCAGAGCUGUGAAAAUUUUAUUUAUUUAAUAAAAGAUUUAAGAAAAACUGUUUGAUAUUGUUUUAUUUAGAAGAUAUAUAAACCAGGUAAUGUGAAUAUAUUGAUUUUAGUAGGUUUUGAUAGGUAGGAUAAUAUAUUAAGGACUUUGAG
Bactrocera dorsalis (oriental fruit fly) is the source of this 2158-nucleotide messenger RNA. RefSeq names its product piggyBac transposable element-derived protein 4-like. Lineage: Eukaryota; Metazoa; Arthropoda; Insecta; Diptera; Tephritidae. The transcript has 2 exons. Bases 61 to 1866 code for a protein of 601 amino acids. The record is from RefSeq and is a predicted model, not a curated record.